AAUAAAUAUUCGAAUUAGAAGAGAUCUUAGUGUUGGGCAGGUGAAGUUCGUUUACUUUUACCAAAAUCUCGGAAAUGUAUGCGGCUGAAUGCGAUGUACUGUUUCGUUUGCUUUACGCUCAGGUGCACAUCAUGUUGUUUCACCAUAUACGGUAUCUUCUAGCUCAAUCGUUCUUCAUUGUGUGCAAUGGUAUGCUCGCUAGGGCUGUCUCGCUUCCACGAGAAAUUUUAAUGCCGAUCUAAUAUACAAUGGCAGUAUAGACAAAGAAUGAAGCAUACGAUCGCACCAACAUGUACAAGCAAAUGACUAGCCAGUUAUUGUGUUUUUGGUGCUGAUUUGAUGUUGAAAAAAUUUGUACCAGAAAACGAAUUUACACAUGACCGUUGAAUCAAAGUUCUACACCCAGAAAUUGCUCAAUUUGAAGUUUAUAAACUGAACAAUUUCGAAAGAAAAUUUACGUUAGAAAACCAAGUGAAAAAACAAAGAACAAACUGACUCUAAAUAUUUGGUGUAACUGUGGUUCCAUUGAUACGUCAACCAGAAUGGUAAAGCUGCACUAACCAAAUAUUGUUUGUGGAUUACUCGUUGAAAUGUACUGAAUCGUUCCAUUGAAUAUGGAAAUGAACAACAUGGGAUACUCAUCACAUCAUCACCAACGUGACCGAAAUGAAAGGCGCUAUUCUGUACCUCAAGGUCCGAAUAUUCCAAUAGCACCGCAGGCCGCUUCUGAAGAUUUGCACGCCUGGUCAAUUUAUAGACAAAAUCUGAAUUCCGAUUUUACGGAUUCGGCGCUGGGAUCGUCGGAUAAAUCACCGUUGCCAUAUGGAAAUUUUCAGCUUAGAGACACCACUGUGCAAUCAAUUUUAAAUCACCCACGCUAUGGGCCAAAGUCGCCGUUAGGUUCGAAUAUGUAUACUUAUUUGAAGUUUGGGCUACCUCGUGUCUUUCCUCCGAAUAUGGGAGCUUCACAAAGGACACAUCGUGCUGGUCCAGGGCCCGGAUACAAAGCGCACAUAAACAACGGUUAUCGAGAUAGUUCAGGAGGUGGACUCUCAUCCGGAUACGAUAGUAGUGACAACGAAACAACAGCACGUGGCCGUAUUCCACCUAAUAGCAAAAUUCGUAAAUUUCGAAGCGAGUCAGAUUUUCGUGCACUAGGAAUGGAACAUUCACGACCCGGAUCACACAUGCAUAACGGGGGCAAUCCUUCGAUAUCGGCCCUGCGGCAAGCACACAGCCGCGCUAGCAUAGCUGGGCUUCAUUUGCAUCAACAAAUGAAUGGAGGUGGUAGAGGUGGCAAACACUAUGGAUACCGUUCUCAUAGUGAGGCCGAUCUACUGGGUGGAACCAGCGGCCAUGAUACGAUUGGAAGAGACUAUCAAAGACACAUGCGACAUUAUGCAUCCGAAGUUCCAAUGUCAAACCUUUCACCAUCACGUCGACAAUCUGCUGCAAUGGCGCUUGUCUACCCCAACAUACAAGUUCACUGCUUAGAUAUUGAGCCAAACUUGAGAGGGGUAUCAUUUCAAGCGAAAGCUGGUGACUUGUAUGCCAUCAUGGCUACGUCAAGUCGGGAGGGGACGAUACUUCUGGAAACUUUAGCUGGAAUAAGAGAUCGUACGUCUGGCGAUAUUUUAAUUAAUGGUCAACGAAUUUCACAGCAUGGAUUAAAAAAUCUGUGUAGCUAUGUGCCAGCACCAGAAAAAUGUUCACUUGAUCCACGAAUGAGCGUAAAAAGUAUUCUUAAUUUUUACUCAACACUCCGCGGUCCAAACGAAACGAUUAAUUCCAAACAACAGAUAAAUAUUCUGAUUGAAGAUUUAGGAUUGACUGCUGUUAGGGCUUCGAAUAUAUCACGUUUAACACAAUCGGAGAAGCAACGUCUUUGUGUUGCCUGCCAAUUGCUUACGGACGCAUCAGUUUUGAUAUUGGAUCAGAUUACGACAAAUAUGGAUAUAUUUGAUACGUUCUUUCUAGUCGAAUAUCUACGACAAUGGUGCAGUAAUGGUAAAAUGGUUAUCAUGACGCUGCAGCCUCCAACAUUCGAAAUAUUGUCGAUGUGCUCAGGUGUUCUUCUACUCUCUGGCGGACGGACUAUAUAUUCUGGUAGUCGAUCCGACCUACCACGUUACAUGGGCAGUGUUGGCUUCCCCUGUCCUCCUUUCAAGAAUCCUGCUGACUAUUACUUGGACCUGGUUACACUGGAUGACCUGUCAGCUGCUGCAAUGCUAGAAUCUUCAGCCAGAAUUGAAACGUUGGCCAACGCGUGGGAUCAGAUGAAUUCAGAGCCGCCUUUGGCUGCUCCUCCAACUGCUUUGCCAUACUUCGUGCGCCGUGCCGGCUUUUGUGGUCAACUGUACGCGCUUAUCAAGCGUUUCAUCGUUUAUAAACAACCUGGAUCGAUAUUAUCAUGGAUUAGUAAACUUAUCGUAGCGGCCAUUCUAUCAUUGUUGAUCGGCUGUAUUUUCUGGGAUGUUCCAGCAAGCGAUUCACAAUUGAAAUAUAACGAUCGACUUGGAUAUCACCAUUGCGUAAUGAUGGUUUGCGUUUUUCCAUUAUUAUUAAUGACCAUAAAAGAUAUUCACACCGAUCGAAAAUAUGCCGAAAAAGAUAUUGCUUUAAAGUUCUAUGGGGGAACCGUUUACAUCGUCAUACAGGUGCUGCUAAAUAUUUUGCCAUCGUUAUGCAUAUGGACGAUAUACCUUCUGCCAGCCCAUGCCAUGUCGGGUCUUUACUCAAAUUCAAAUGAAUAUAGCAUCGGGGAAUAUACUGGUUACAUGUUACUAUUCUUGACGGUGUUGCAAAUAUUAACGCAUUUCUGUUCGCACCUAUUAAAUACUAAAACAGCAGCUUCCAUUCUAUUAAUGCUAAUAAUGUUGGCCAUAGCAUCCGUCGGUGGUUAUGUUAUUCAUAUCGGUGAAAUACCAUGGUAUUUAUGGUGGAGUGAGACUUUUUCACCGCAACGAUGGCUACUACCAGUGAUAAUAGCAGAUGAAUUCACAGAAGCAGCGCUUGGAAGUAAACAAUUGUGCCGAAACAAACACAUUCAGCAACAGGAAAUAAUUAUACAGCAACAGUGUGCGGUGGCAAACGGAACCAAAUGGCUUCAAGAUCAUUGGUUACUUCGCGAAAAUCAUAUUCUUGACUCAAAAGAUCCUGAAUCAUUUUCGAUAAUUGCAUUGUUUGUUACGUGGUUCGUAAUAUUUGUGCUAACAUGCCUUGUGUUCAUCAUAAAUGUGCGGAAGUUGUUUCGAAAGAAGAGUAGCAAGCUGAAAUAUGCCUAAUUCAAGCGCAAUUUAAAUACGAUUAGAACCAAUUUUCGCAAUAGUUGGAUGCAAUAAAUCAAGUGACAUACUCGUAUACACGGUCAUAAUCGAAAUUACUAGAAGAAUUGAACUGAACUCCAUUCAUUCUCGUAUCAAUAAUGAUUUUCAUCUACAUGAAAGACGUAGCAGAUUAUUCAUAAGUUUUAUUCGUAAAGUAAAUAUCAAUUCACGUGUAUUUAUCAAUCACAGAUCGAUUUUAUUUGAUUUUCCAAAACAGUAGGCAUAAUCUGUAUAAGAAAAAAGCAUUAUAUAAGCAUUUAUAUUCAAUUUGAUGUUAAAUGAUCAGUCAAAAGGCGUGCACUUAUGAUGCACGUUCUACAUACGAACAAUAAACUCCUAUUACAUGUAAAA
Messenger RNA from Sitodiplosis mosellana (orange wheat blossom midge), 3677 nucleotides. Its product is annotated as ABC transporter G family member 8. Gene Ontology annotation, molecular function: ABC-type transporter activity; ATP binding; ATP hydrolysis activity. The transcript has 11 exons. NCBI's taxonomy places the organism in Eukaryota, Metazoa, Arthropoda, Insecta, Diptera, Cecidomyiidae. The coding region runs from base 615 to 3284 and encodes 889 amino acids. Gene Ontology annotation, cellular component: plasma membrane. The record is from RefSeq and is a predicted model, not a curated record.